AUGUCGACUUCUUGUGAAGGCAUUCGCGUCGCUCUCAAGUCGUGUCUCAUACGUUCUGAGUGUGUACUUAAGCACAAUAAUUUGCCCUCAGAAUGCCUACGAGACCAUUUUGACGAGCUACCGACGGAAUGCAAGCAGCUUCGGCAGUCACUCUACGAAUGCAAGAAAGGGAUGCUCGAUAUGAGGAACAGAUUCCGAGGAAACCCUGGUGCAAAAAUCUCGAACAAGCUGCUAGAAGAGCAGGCGCAAGAGGAGCUGGCAUAA
Messenger RNA from Serendipita indica DSM 11827, 264 nucleotides. The record is from the annotation of a GenBank genome assembly. Lineage: Eukaryota; Fungi; Basidiomycota; Agaricomycetes; Sebacinales; Serendipitaceae.